CUGACGUGCCGUGGCGAGGGCUCUUCCGCGAGCACUCCUUUACUCGAGUUGAUUUGGGGAACGUUAAUUUUUCAUAUAGAUAUUUGGGAGCUUUAUCUGUCAUGAGACGAAAAAUGAGUAUACAAUUUCUAGCUUUAAGAUAGUCAGAAAUAUAGCAGCCAAGUAGGCGCGUUCUCCAAGCUGAAAUAUGCUCAUAUUUUGCUAGCCCAAACACAUCUGGGGUGGGGGGCGGAGGGGGAGAGGGCGCGGGCCCCUCAACCCCUCCUAUUUGAAAGGGGACAGCCCCCACUUUACGAAAAGUUGAAUUGCUGUGCAACUUCGUCUCUUGGACCGCAGCUAUCAAUAUACCAUGCCGACACAUGAAGACCCUGCAUCAUCUGAUGAAUUCGUUUGGAGGUAAGUUUACCGUGUGUCUAUUAAACUGUAAUACAACAAAAUUUUAAGUGUAGGUACCGUAAAAUUUCGAAGUCUGGAAAGCAAGUGCGAACGUGUAAUCAGCAAAUUUCAUUAAGAAAAAACACAUUCUUUGAUAGGUCGAGGCUAUCGAUGGUGAAGCUCAUUGCAUUUUCUUACUUUUGGUUGAAGAAUGUGACACAAGAUUUUAUAAUUGAGGAGUUAAGUAUUACAAGACCGACCGCAGUUGAUUGGUGUAAUUUUUGCCGUGAGGUAGUGUAUGACGGCAUGGUUGUAAAGGGGCGGAAAAUUGGAGGUGUCGGGUCUAUUGUUGAGAUAGACGCAAGCAAAUUCGGACGCCGGAAGUAUCAUCGUGGACACGCAGUUGAAGGGCAAUGGGUUUUUGGUGGAGUGGAGCGUGGUACCAAUAAGUGUUUUCUUGUUCCCGUUGAAACGCGGGAUAAGGAAACUUUAUUGGCAGUUAUAAAGAAUUGGAUUCUUCCUAACACGACCAUAGUUUCCGAUUUUUGGAAGGCGUAUGACUGCCUAAGUGAUGAAGGGUACGUUCACUUUAAAGUUAACCAUUCGGUUAAUUUUAAAGACCCAUUUGGUGUUGUNAGUACCAUCGAAACAAAAAGUUUGGAUCCGCUGAGCAAUUUUUUUAAACUGGCUGGUGCAUUAUACAAUCCACUGAAUCCAUACAUGCCGGAAGAAGCAGAGGAUUUUGAAAUUGAGGUUAUGGAAGAAGAGUAG
Molecule: messenger RNA, 1146 nt
Organism: Rhagoletis zephyria (snowberry fruit fly)
Lineage: Eukaryota; Metazoa; Arthropoda; Insecta; Diptera; Tephritidae
Source: RefSeq, a predicted model, not a curated record